Nezara viridula (southern green stink bug) is the source of this 264-nucleotide messenger RNA. The record is from the annotation of a GenBank genome assembly. NCBI's taxonomy places the organism in Eukaryota, Metazoa, Arthropoda, Insecta, Hemiptera, Pentatomidae.
AUGUUGGCGCUCACUGCCCGUAACGCUGUUCCCCAUACGCUCUCUUGGUGCCGUUCCAAACAGAGAGCGGGCGAAGAGGCGGAACUAAAAUUAGUUUGGCGUCGUUCCAUAUGGCCCUCCGUCCGAGUUUUGUUUUAUAACCGAUACCUCGCUGGCUAUAAGCUGAGGCCGAAUAAUCCUCGAUCGCUUCCAAUCGCCUGGUUCUUGCGGUGCGGUCUGCGUGCGGUCCACCACGGCGUAAUCACCUCAUCUGCUCCUCUUUAG